UCAAUUUUUUUCUCGUCGAAGAUGGAGGCUGUUCGAUGGCCAAAGUUAGUUCUUUUUGGAGAUUCGCACACACAGAAUUCCUUUUGUGACGGAGGUUGGGCGACRUACGURGCUGACAUUUUCAAAAGGCGCUGUGAUGUUCUAAACAGAGGCUUCAGUGGUUACACGGCAGCAGUAAAUAAACUAAUUUUACCAAACUUACUGAAAAAUGACUUGACUCCAAGUGAUGCAAUUGCAGCUGUAGUWAUUCUGCUUGGAUCAAAUGACUCUGUUCURCCUGGAAUAGACAGCCGUCACACUACAUUAGAAAAAUAUGCUAGUGAUUUAACAGAUAUUAUUGAACAGUUUAUUAAAAAUGGCUUGCAACCAAGUCAAAUUGUACUUUUGACUCCUCCCCCWGUGGUAGAGGCUAAGUGGGAUAAAGAGAGAGUUGCAUUAGGAAUAACAGGUGGCAAUAACCUCUCCAAUGAGAGAGUUGGUAUGUUUGCUAAAGAGUGUUCMUCAGUUGGUGUCAAAUUGGGGGUUGAUGUUGUUGAUAUCAACACGGACAUGCAGAAAGAGCAGGACUGGUCAAGAUUUCUUCAAGAUGGCCUUCAUUUCUCAAGAGAAGGAAAUGAGUUUGUCGCAAGGCAACUAAUACCAGUAUUACAAUCAAAACUACCAUCUUUGCCAAUGAUAUUUCCUGAUUGGAAGGACAUUGAUUUUAAAAAUCYCAAAACUAGUCUAGAAAAAUACUUAUAACUCAAAGUGUUAUAAAAUAAUAAAAUAAAUUGAUAAAUAAAUAGU
This is a messenger RNA of Exaiptasia diaphana, 786 nucleotides long. Its product is annotated as isoamyl acetate-hydrolyzing esterase 1 homolog. The transcript is spliced from 5 exons. NCBI's taxonomy places the organism in Eukaryota, Metazoa, Cnidaria, Anthozoa, Actiniaria, Aiptasiidae. The record is from RefSeq and is a predicted model, not a curated record. The coding region runs from base 22 to 741 and encodes 239 amino acids.